Mauremys reevesii (Reeves's turtle) is the source of this 3195-nucleotide messenger RNA. RefSeq lists its product as uncharacterized. The transcript is spliced from 2 exons. The record is from RefSeq and is a predicted model, not a curated record. NCBI's taxonomy places the organism in Eukaryota, Metazoa, Chordata, Testudines, Geoemydidae. Bases 1452 to 3176 code for a protein of 574 amino acids.
ACAACGUUGAACCUGCCAGGAGCAAACAAAAAGCCCCACCGGUCACACACACAAAGCAGAUAGACACACACAAGACACAGCUCAAAUACUGCAGUUUCUUCUAUCAACAUUUCCACUUUCCCACAGCAUGUUAGUUCUGAAGGUUGUUUUAAUUUAUUUUCUUGGAACCAGAAAUGGGGAAAGAGACACUGGAGUCAGUGGAAUUACAGCAGGGAGGGAUAAGUCUUAUGAUUCAUCACUAACCAAAGGUUUUGUGAACAGAGCGAUAAUGUUACUGAAUGGUCUAGCUAACCCUGCAGUUAGAAACAAUCAGCUCUACAAGUGGUAAAUUUACAGAGGCUCUGCUGCUGAUUAUGAAAUAAAAGCACAUUACUGAUAGGGAAAAUUUGCCCCCCCUGUCCAGCCUAGGUUAUUAUUUGCUUGCAGCAUUUAUUGUAUUAGGCCCAAAGGCCUAUAGUCUAGACAACUGUUAUAUAUAAAGCCAAGGUUUGCAUUUCUGCUUUUAAUAUGUUUAUCUGUACAGAGGGCAUUCAGGGAAAAUGAGGAACCAAAAGAAGGAAAUGAGAUAGGAGUGUUCAGCUUGUUUUUGCUUUCUGUAUGAAUUUUAGCUGGCAUAAGUAACCGCAGAGAAAGGGUCUUAAGACUGGCAGACCACCAACGAAAACUGCCCAGAAACAAUGAAAGGAAAAACCAUAUAUGGAAGAAGAUUGCAGUAGCUUGCUUAUGUUAUAAGUGUUACUCCCAAAUAAGGGAAUUUUAAGAAAAUGCUAAUUUGCGGUUUUAACCUAUAUAAGUGUGAUAAGAAUUGAAACAGGCAGAGGGGAGCUUAACCCUUAUAGGGGAAUACGCUACCUCUCUCCCUGCAUGCAUGCUUGUACUCUAAUAAAGUGCCUCAGGCUGCCUGAUUCUAAAUUCAAAGGUGUGGUCAAUUUUUUCCACAACAAUUUGGGGGCUCGUCCGGGAUCCACAGAUGACAUCCCUGGAUCGGAGGACCGCGGGCGGUUCCCUUCCAGACCCCGGGCCCAUCUAACAGAUUUAUCCAUUCACAGGUUACAGACGCCCUACCUGAACCUGCAGAUACUGCAUGCCACCCAUUGCAGCCCGGUGAUUGGGUCUACCUUAAAGUGCACCAACGGAAAUCCUCCCUGGAACCUCGGUGGAAGGGCCCUCACCAGGUGCUGUUGGUUACUCACACGGCGGUCAAGUGCCAAGGAUACCCACGUUGGGUCCACGCCUCUCACUGCAAAAAGGUUGCCCCACCUUUGGAUCCCACUACGGCACCCUUCGUUCCUAAGGUUCAAAAUCAAGUCACUAAAAAGGACUAUAAUCCAGUAGGAAAUUCUUUUAACACCUAAGCCCCAGGACAAGGAGCCAAGAUAUAAUCUCAGGAAAAGACUUUAACGGAGAACUAGGAAAAGACUUAUUUCCAAUCUGUUAAGAGACUCAUUGCAAUGGCUGAUCCAAGAGCAAAAAUCAAAGAAUCAGCCAUGGUACGAAAGUGGCUUAUGCCGUCCCUUUGGUUUAUUUGUGUAACUAUGUUUUUUUUAUUGCUUUUGAAUCUUCAUGAUACCCUUAUGUUUUUUUGGAUGUCAGGGAAAGUUAAUGCGCCCGUUACCCCGAUCCCUAUAACAUCUUUAAGUCCCCCCUUACGAAAGACCAAACCGAUCUUGUACAAAACAAAACCAACCCCACCCACGAAGCCAUGUCCAGCCCCAGUAAAGAAAAGGCUGGCGCGGUCGGCUGAGGUGAGGAAGGGAAUUACACCUUUGACCAUGACAGAUAUAGAGAAUUGGCCCUGGUAUAAAAGACGCAAUAUAGUCCACUGGCAGGGGGGAACAUGUGGAAUAUAUUCUUGGGAAUGUGGUACCGAAUGGCUGGCAGGAUUUAUCCCACAAGCUGCACAUUGUACUAAGGGCCAAGUACCAUACCCAUGUCAAACUAUUCCCUACUUGUUAUCGGAACCUAAUCCUUCCUUUUCAACAGCCCCAACAAGACAAAUUGUUCCUACCCUCCAUCCCCGCCCCCACCAAGGACACAACAUGACCUUUGACGAUUUUACAUGGCCUAGGCCCUCUUCUAUUAGCAAUUUAUUUUCUUAUUGUUCAACCAAAUUAAUUUUUUUUGCUCAAGGCCACCUUUACCAGCGGGUAAUGGAGUGGGAACCUUUGGGAACUGUACGUGUUCAUUCUAUUAACGUUUCUGUUUAUUAUAAUACCACACCCGCAAAAACCGUUUCCUUUAUGCAACAGUGGGGAAAGGAUACAGAUGCAAUGUUAUUCCCUGGCCUGUGUCAAACCCUUAAUACCCAGGGUACCUUUUGUUUCCUAAUCACCCAGGUGACAGUAGAUGCUGUAACCACCCAUAGACGAUGUUCCACGCAAACCAACUUUUUGUGCAACGAAACUUUCCCUCUCACUGAAAAUAUUACAUGUACUCUUGUUCAAUUUACCCCUACACAUACUGUUAACGAGACCAUAUCUAAGCAGGGUGUACAAGUCCACCCCCAACAGUUGUGGUAUGAACCUUUGGAAACUACUGAUCCCGAGGGAUUUAAAUGGACUAUACUUAAUGCCACAUUAGGGACUAUUAGGUUUAUAUUGUCUUUGACUCAUUUUCAAAUUGCCACCAUUUAUCCUAAUUGUACCAGGGGGGCGGCCAUCCCACUAGUAUUACAACGUGUUUGGAUCCAUAAGUCUAGGAAAAGGAGGGAUCUUCCUAACGCAUUGUGGAAGGGGGCAAAUAGUGUUGCCUCCGCUUGGAGUGUCUAUAAGACCUAUCAACAUGAAAAUAGAUUGGGACAAUUGGAACAAGCAGCGGGUUUUAUUACCGGGGCACAGAUCACUGGGAUCAAGGCCGGGGUUGGAGAACUACAUUUAAUCUCCACCCUUAGUGUCAUCACCCACGACAUGUUAAGCCAAAUGAUCCGGAGCGUUUCUGAAGCUGGGAAGGCAUCGCAGUGGGACCACGCAUGUGCAGAGGUACAAGAAUUCCUUAAUGCCCAAUUAAAUUCUAUUCAAGAAGACCUCAAGCACCAAACUUGGCCCACUGCCCUUACAGAUACUUCGGGCGUGCCACCUGACUUAUGGCCAUGGAAACAUACAUGGAGAUUCUCAGGAUGGAAUUGCUUAAGCUCAUAUUGCUCCUUCCAGGCUUAUGGUCCUGUGAAAGGUGUUUAGGCCCCCACUUACCGCAUUC